UCGCAAAAGGGCAGUCGAGAUGAAAUCUACGCUAAUGGGUCGUCUUCAACUCCAUUUACCUCAAUUGGGUUUCCGCCAAAACCUCACAAAUCCAACCCUCCAUUGUUGUACGGCAGGUCCACCUCCAAAUAUCAUCUGUGGCCUCAGAAAGGGCCAGAGGAAGCCCUUAGGUAAGUCAAGGGUGCCCUCCACUGAGUCUAUUCAAGCAGUUCAGUCGCUCAAGCUCGCUAAAUCCGCCUCCAAAAUGGAAGACGUAAUCAAUAGCAAGCUUAGCAGAUUGCUGAAAGCAGACUUGUUUGAUGCUCUGGCUGAAUUACAGAGGCAAAAUGAACUGGAACUAUCGCUUCAGGUCUUCAAAUUCAUGCGGAAUGAAGAGUGGUACGAGCCAGAUUUAAACUUGUACCAUGUGAUGAUUCAAAUGAUGGGAAAGAACAAAAUGAUUGAAAUGGCUGAAGAGGUCUUCCAUGAUUUUAAAAGGGAUGGGUUAGAACCAGACACAAGAGCUUUUAAUGAGAUGAUGGGAGCAUAUUUGCAAGUAGACAUGGUGGAAAGAGCUGUUGAGACAUAUGAAUUAAUGAAAGCAUCAGGUUGUACUCCAGAUAAAUUGACUUUCAAGAUUUUGAUCAAGAAUCUUGAGAGAUUUAGGGAAGAGUUUGCUGCAGUGGUCAAGAAAGAAUGUGCUGAGUUCUUGGAUUCUCCUGAGAAGUUCCUCAGGGACGUUGAACAGAAACUGAUGAAACUUCAAAUUCUUUAAUCUGUGUUUGAUUUUUGAGGUACUCUUCUCUGUUUCUUACUGCUUUAAAUGAAAGUUAAUGCUUAGGAGUGAACAUCUUUAGAGCAAACAUGAGUGUGUUCUUUGGAUGAUCAUUGUUUUGGACUUCUGAGCCUUUGAGUUCUUCAAUUUCGUCUAUGGAAAUCUCAUAUGUAUUGGAGUUUUGAGCCUCUGAUAACUAAAAUGUUUCUUUUCCA
This is a messenger RNA of Cucurbita maxima (winter squash), 969 nucleotides long. RefSeq names its product pentatricopeptide repeat-containing protein At1g62350-like. Gene Ontology annotation, molecular function: RNA binding; protein binding. The record is from RefSeq and is a predicted model, not a curated record. Lineage: Eukaryota; Viridiplantae; Streptophyta; Magnoliopsida; Cucurbitales; Cucurbitaceae. The transcript is spliced from 2 exons. The coding region runs from base 20 to 754 and encodes 244 amino acids. Gene Ontology annotation, biological process: chloroplast organization; Group II intron splicing.